Babesia ovata is the source of this 831-nucleotide messenger RNA. Its product is annotated as TATA-box binding protein. The transcript has 4 exons. Gene Ontology annotation, molecular function: DNA binding; RNA polymerase II general transcription initiation factor activity. The record is from RefSeq and is a predicted model, not a curated record. Lineage: Eukaryota; Apicomplexa; Aconoidasida; Piroplasmida; Babesiidae. Gene Ontology annotation, biological process: DNA-templated transcription initiation. The coding region runs from base 1 to 831 and encodes 276 amino acids.
AUGUAUGGUGACGGGAGUGACUAUUCGAACCUCGACUUCCUCAACUUCAUCCCCCAGGCCGACUCCGAUGAUGACGAGCCGGCCGCUCUGCUCCCCUCGCAGGCGUCCACUGCGCUCUACCCACCAAUCGGCGUUGAUAUUGCCGCUACGCAGACCAUAUGUACCUUAGAUGACAACGCGCUGGCGCUGCUUGACGCCUCUGCGUGCGUGAAGAGCGGUGACGUGUUAGACAAGGUGACGCAGUAUUCCUACUACCUCCGAUCAAGCUUUGACCCUGCGUGUAGCGAUGCGCCGGUUAUCCAGAACAUCGUGGCGUCAGCUCAUGUGGGAUGCGAGGUCGAUUUGCGCGAGAUCGCAAUUUCGACCCGCAACGCGGAGUACAACCCCCGGAAGUUCAACGCGUUGAUAACGCGUAUGCGCAACCCGCGUUGCACCGGCCUGGUAUUCCGCACCGGUCGUGUGAUGGUAACUGGCUGCAAGACGGUGGAAUCAUCCCUUUUGGGGGCCAAGCGCAUGGCCAAGAUGAUCCGCCGCGAAUUGGGCGGCGAACUGCACUUCAAAGACUUCAAGAUCGAGAACAUCGUGGCCUCGUUCAGCUGCAACGUGCCCAUCCGGCUGGAGCGUUUGUACGAGGAGCACAAGCUGUUCUGCAACUACGAGCCGGAGCUCUUCGCCGGCCUGGUGUACAGGUUCGCACUGCCGGACGGCAACGAAGCUGUGUUAUUGGUGUUUGUGUCAGGCAACGUCAUCAUCACCGGCUGCCGGUCUCCGAUGGAGAUAGAGAUGAUCCACACGCACAUGUCACCUCUGUUGCGCGAGUUCAAGCAAUGA